Molecule: messenger RNA, 1296 nt
Organism: Condylostylus longicornis
Lineage: Eukaryota; Metazoa; Arthropoda; Insecta; Diptera; Dolichopodidae
Exons: 4
Coding region: 1-1296 (431 amino acids)
Biological process (GO): DNA replication
Molecular function (GO): nucleotide binding; DNA-directed DNA polymerase activity; DNA binding
Source: RefSeq, a predicted model, not a curated record
AUGGUACAAAAGGAAAAGAUAAAAUUUAAUGGUCAAGAAUGUUUUGAUAACCACAAAAGUUCUAGUUCAACUACAAUAAGUAUUUGCGAACUAAUACAUAAAUGUUUCAAAUGUUUAAAGGUCUACAAAAAAGAUAAACAGCACAUUUGUGAUUCGUUAAAUUAUUUUCCAAUGGCUUUGUCGAAAUUACCAAAAGCUUUUGAUCUACAAUUUAAUAUGAAGAAAGGGUAUUUUCCGCAUCUUUUUAACACAGCGAAAAAUGAAAAUUAUAUUGUGCAAUUACCCUCUGUAGAAUAUUACAAUCCAAACGACAUGAAAGUAGAUGAGCAAAUGAUUGAAUACUGUGUCAAUGACGUUACCAUUUUAACACAAUCUUGUUUAAAAUUCAGAGAAAUGUUCUUGAAGCAGUGUAAUGUUGAACCAUUUCUAGAAGCAACAACAAUUGCAUCUGCAUGCAAUCUUGCAUUUAGAAGAAAUUUUUUAAAAGAGGACACAAUUAGAUUAAUUCCUAAACAUGGAUACAGAAACUCAGACAAUCAAUCAAAAAUGGCUAUUCAAUGGUUAGUAUGGGAAGAAGAAAAAAGAAAUAUUAACAUCAGACAUACAACAAAACAGAAAGAAUCAUUUGUUAACGGUAUAAAAGUGGACGGUUUUUGUUCAGAAACUAAUCAAGUUUUUGGAUUUUACAGUUGUUAUUAUCAUGGACACCCUACUUGUAUACCACAUAACCGAAAUAACAGUUUGCAAGACGAUUCAAAUGAUACAAUGAACACGAGGUAUGAAAGAACUAUUAAAAAAGCUGAAAGAUUACGAAAAUUAGGUUACGAUGUUAUUGAAAUGUGGCAAUGUGAAUUUAAUUCAUUAAUUAGUAAAGAAGAAGCAAGUUAUUUAAAAAAUCAUCCGUUAGUGCAACAUGCACCAUUGAAUCCUCGAGAUGCUUUUUAUGGAGGACGAACAGGAAAUGUCUACAACUAUUAUAAAUGUAAAGAGGAAGAAAAAAUAAAAUAUAUAGACAUUUGCUCGUUAUACGCUUGGGUUUGCAAGUACGGAAAAUUUCCUAUUGGUCACCCGCAAAUUUAUGUCGGGGAAAGUAUUUGUUCUACUCUAAAACUAAAUAACAUGGACCGAAUUCUUAAAUGUAAAAUUUUACCACCAACGAACUUACUACAUCCCGUUCUCCCACUAAAACAAAACAACAAGUUAAUGUUUUCAUUAUGUCGAAGUUGUAGUGAAGAAAAAUGGCUUGAAGAAUGUUGUCCACAUUCAGACGAGGAAAGAGCUUUAAUAGGAACAUAG